Teleopsis dalmanni is the source of this 720-nucleotide messenger RNA. RefSeq lists its product as uncharacterized. The coding region runs from base 490 to 720 and encodes 76 amino acids. The transcript has 2 exons. The record is from RefSeq and is a predicted model, not a curated record. Lineage: Eukaryota; Metazoa; Arthropoda; Insecta; Diptera; Diopsidae.
GACGUUUAUUUUUAUUAUUAUUUUUUGUUGAUCAGAGGUUUUUUUGUUUUUAGUGAUUUUAUUAAUACAUAUAAAAAUUUAGUAAAAAGUAUUUAUGUUAUGAAAAUUAAAUUUUUUUAUCAAAAGAUAAAGGGAAAAAAUUUCAAUAAUGUGUGUGUGUUGAAGUUUACAUGAAAUAACGGCGCCAAUUGGUCUUGCUUAAUCUUGAAUAAAUAAAUGAGAAGUGCCUGAAAAUGUGUUUAAAAUGAAAGUUUAAAAUUUAUUUGCUAAAAAAAAAUGUAAUAAAAAAGGUAUAUUGUGUUUGAAUUGCGGUACUCGGCGUGUUGCAUUUAAAAUUCUACCGUUCGAUUAUUCUCAGUUUUUACGUAGCGUUUAUAAUUUCUUGUUAGAAUUUUCUGAGCAGCUGCGCGUAGUUUUCUUGUUUUUGUUUACAAAUUUAUUAUUUUGUUGUGUUGUGAUCGCGUUUGUAGUGAGAAAUGAAAUUUUCCAAUGUUUUCCACAACAAAUGCUAAAGUUAAGUUACCCAAUGAGUCUGCGCCGACGCUGCGUUGCCUUUUGCAGGGCUCAUUUCGCGAAUUCCAUUUUACCUCAACCGAUCAUCGUAUUACGCCGGUGCACGAUAUUGUCUUUCUCGAUGAGGUCGACAAUUGCAGUGUUAAGCCGCUUAUUUAUCGUCCAGUACCAACAACACCUGAAGUCAUCGAUUCUCCAAAUGGGUAA